AUGGUGUCAAACCUGCUUAUAUUUGCUCAGGUUAUUUUCACAAUUUUUACAGUAAUUUGUGUUUUAUUCGAUGCAACUCUUUUAAUAAGCGUCGUUCAUCAAAGAUGCCUGAUCGGCUCGAAAAGCCCAUUUGUGUACAUUUUCUUCAUGUCACUUGUGGGUAUUUUGGGGAAACUUUGUGAACUGGCCAUGGUCGAUUCUUGGCCGAUUGCUGAACUUGUAGAUCCAGAAAAUGGCUAUGAAACCUAUCGUCGAUUUAUCGGUAAAGAAGUCACAUUUCUAUUCACAUUUUCCUACGUACUUCCCCUUUUCUUGAACUGGGUGAUGACUUACCAUCGAAUCUCCAUUUUUGUAUCGCCGAUCAAGGCAGCUGGGUGGUCUCCGAGUUGCGCCUUUUUGGAUAUUGUUCGACGAUUGGGGUGAGGAAAUCCGCAUAUUCACAUGAAACUAUCUCGAUUCUAGGUAUUAUUGAUGGCCUGGUUAUCGAUACCAUACUUUUCCGACUGCUCCACAAACUUCAGUGCUUUAACGAGCAGAGUGGUUUCAGGUUGUGCUCCCGACAAACAUCCGCUUACAUUGUUUCAAAACAAAUACUUGAUUUAUGUGCCGUUAGUUUCUAUGCUGGUGAAUUCAUCUAUAAUCAUAUAUCUCAAGUUGUCAAGGAAAAUGUCAGGAAAAACUGUUUUUUCUCGGAGCCACGUGAAACGAGAAAAUAUAAUGAUUCGUCAAGCACUGAUCAUUGGAAUCUAUCUGAGCGUCUACGAGAUACUGUAUCUUCACUUGAGACUUUACCCCGAGCAUUUCGAAUCGCUACCCCUCCAAGUUCAGUCCAUUUCAUAUGACCUCCGUUUGUUCGCAAUCGGCUCGUUGAACUUCUUCGUUUACUUUUUGGUGACCAAGUCGAUACGAAAUCUAGUAUUGAGAACUUUGGGAUUCAGACAAGCAAAUUUAAUUGGACCUGUUACAGUAUCUCAUAGCUAG
Messenger RNA from Caenorhabditis elegans, 981 nucleotides. The record is from the annotation of a RefSeq genome assembly. NCBI's taxonomy places the organism in Eukaryota, Metazoa, Nematoda, Chromadorea, Rhabditida, Rhabditidae.